This is a messenger RNA of Erythranthe guttata (spotted monkey flower), 1081 nucleotides long. RefSeq names its product multidrug resistance protein. The record is from RefSeq and is a predicted model, not a curated record. NCBI's taxonomy places the organism in Eukaryota, Viridiplantae, Streptophyta, Magnoliopsida, Lamiales, Phrymaceae.
AUUUGUGGAUAAGGCUUUAUCCCCGGCCCCGUAGGCACAAUAGCAAACACAAUCAAGAAUCUUGAAAAUAAAAAUUGGAACUUUACACAACACUAUACUCUCUCCCUCUCUCCCUCUCUCUCUCUCUGCAGAGAUUAAUUGGUUGAGCUAAUCGGUAGUUAUGGAGGUGGGGAUGUCUUUGAAUCAACUGGUGAGACUGCCCUUAUCGUCAAAAAAUGGUGGAAGAAGAACGCACGAAGAUUAUUCUCUCAUCAGACACUCUCUCUUCUCCACUAAGACAACAACAUCAGCUGCCCGGAAAUCAAUAUUCGGGCAGAAUCAAGGCAAGUCUGUUCUUGUAGUUGAAGCAAAGGGCAAGAAAGGAAUGGCCGAAAGACAGUACCAGAGGAAAGCCCCUCCUCCUCUCCCCAAACUCGAUGAUGACGGCAACCCCAAAUUCGUUAUCUUCAUUCGUAUGGCUAACGUAUACCUAUGGUACCCAUUGAACAUAGUGACAGGUGGCACUACGGCGAAAAUCAUGCUUGCUGCAAAGGACAACUUUCUUGGCAAAUAUAUCUACAAAGAUACUCUAGCUAGAAAUCUUGCAUCUGUUAUAUACAGGGACGAAAAGGAGAUACAGAAGAUGGCCGUGAAAACGUUUCGUGUACUGCGGUCCGCUACGGAGUUCCGAUACGGCUACAAGAUUGUCGAAAACAACAAUGUAAGGGCUGCUCUAGCUGCAAAUGAUGUUAUCGAGCUUCCGACACAGGAUAAGCUGAAAACAGUUGUCGAUAAAGUGAAGGACUUCUUCGGAGAUGCCAAAGAAUCUUUUGGGAAGAUGACAUUCUUGAACGCCGAACCAGAAUCUUCAGACGAAGACUCCAAACAAGAUUCCAACGAAAAAUCCACGGUGAAAAGCUGAAGCUGAAGAAAGAAAUAAGCUGGACAAGGAUAAAGAAUUUUACGAGCCGAGGACAAUAUAAUUUACAACCUGUCAAGAAAAUCGCGUUUUUCAGUUUUGUACACUAAACAUUUGUUCAUAGUUUCUUACCAUCAUCAACAACGAUUUCGUUUUUAUUGCAUCCUUUUCCUAUUUUUUUCA